This is a messenger RNA of Morus notabilis, 3736 nucleotides long. RefSeq names its product syndetin. The record is from RefSeq and is a predicted model, not a curated record. The transcript has 25 exons. Lineage: Eukaryota; Viridiplantae; Streptophyta; Magnoliopsida; Rosales; Moraceae. Gene Ontology annotation, cellular component: EARP complex. Gene Ontology annotation, biological process: endocytic recycling; retrograde transport, endosome to Golgi. Gene Ontology annotation, molecular function: SNARE binding. Bases 24 to 3371 code for a protein of 1115 amino acids.
CAAUCUGGGAGAUUCGAGUUGAAAUGCAGCCGAAUCUCUUCCCCUUCGGCACCGUCCUCGGAAACCCCUUCCUUUUCAAUGGCGAUUUGAGCGAGGGUUUUGAGAGCUCUAGGCUUUUCUUUUUUCUCCCCUUUUUGUUGUCCCAAAGAGGCGAGAUGGAUUUCUCCAAGGUCGGGGAGAAGAUUCUCAGCUCCGUUAGGUCCGCGAGAUCGCUCGGUCUUCUUCCUUCUUCCACUUCCGAUCGCCCUGAGGUUCCACCUCAAGCUGCAGCUGCUGCAGCUGUUGCUCGUGCCCUUGCUGGUCUCCCCCCUCAUCAAAGAUAUUGCCUCUCAUCAAGCUCCGAGGAACUAAGCUCAAUAUAUGGAGGCAGACCUCAUGGUCAAGUUGUAGCAGAGCUAGAAGAAGACUUUUAUGAAGAGGAAUUUGAUCCCAUAAGGCAUAUUUUAGAAAAUAUUCCAUCUGAAGGAAAUGAGCUGGAGUAUUUUGAGAAACAGGCUGCUCUUAGAUUAGCACAACUGGAUAGAGUAGCCGAACGUUUGUCCCAACAUGUUAUGGAGCAUCAUGAAGUAAUGGUGAAGGGUAUGAAUUUGGUUAGGGAAGUGGAGAAAGACUUAAAGGUUGCGAAUGUCAUCUGCAUGAAUGGAAGAAGGCAUCUAAACUCAUCGGUGAAUGAGGUUUCAAGAGAUCUCAUUGUAAAUUCCCAUUCCAAAAAGAAGCAAGCUCUUCUGGACAUUAUUCCUGUUUUGACUGAGCUUCGUCAUGCAUUGGACAUGCAAGCAGCACUUGAAUCACUUGUUGAGGAGGGAAAUUACUGCAAGGCUUUUCAGGUCUUAUCUGAGUACUUGCAACUGUUGGAUAGUUUUUCUGAGCUUUCAGCAAUGCAAGAGAUGAGCCGUGAUGUGGAGGCUUGGCUGGGGAGAACUCUUCAAAAGCUGGAUUCACUAUUGUUGGGAGUGUGCCAGGAAUUCAAAGAAGAGGGUUAUAUUACUGUCAUUGAUGCUUAUGCACUCAUUGGCGAUGUCUCCGGUCUUGCUGAGAAGAUACAGAGCUUUUUUAUGCAGGAAGUUCUCGCAGAAACCCACUCUGUAUUGAAGGAUACUUUGCAUGAGGAUCAGGAAGUAAAUAAACAAAAUAGUAGACUUACCUACAGUGAUCUUUGCCUUCAGAUACCUGAAUCUAAGUUUAGGCAGUGUUUGUUGAGUACACUAGCUGUCCUCUUUAGAUUGAUGUGCUCAUACCAUGAAAUCAUGGGCUUUCAGCUGGAGAAUAAGGAUUCAUCUAGUCAAACUUUAAAUAUUGUGCUGAAGGCAAAUGAUACCAGUAGGAGUGCAGGAGAGGUCCAGAAAAUUGAGUUGGCAUCUGGAAAUUCUCCAAGAUUAAAUGGUUCUCUUGCUGAAUCAGUGUAUAGAGUUCCUGGUUCAUCUUCUACAGUGGAAGCGACAGCUACCAACUCUUCCCUUGAGGACACUACUAGCUCUACAAGUUCCAUCCAAACAAGCACUAAUGAUCCAGUUGAUGAGGCGAGGAAGGAUGACAGGGCAACAUCAACGAGUGGAUCUCCAUGGUAUCAAUUGCGAAAAGAUGCCACAGGCUUUGUUUCACAAACUCUACAAAGAGGACGCAGGAAUCUUUGGCAACUAACAACUAGUCGAGUAUCAGUGUUGCUUUCUUCUUCUGCCGUUUGUUCUGCUAGUAUUCAUCAAUUCUUGAAAAAUUAUGAAGACCUCAGUGUCUUCAUUUUGGCCGGUGAAGCAUUUUGUGGAGUUGAAGCAGUUGAGUUCAGACAGAAGUUGAAGGUUGUCUGUGAAAACUAUUUCAUAGCAUUUCAUCGGCAGAAUAUCUAUGCUCUUAAAAUGGUUUUGGAGAGAGAAAAUUGGAUUAUAAUGCCACCAGAUACAGUCCAAGUAAUUAGUUUUGCUGGGCUUGCUGGCGAUAGUGCACCUUUACUUGUUUCAUCUGAUGCAAACGCUAGGCGUGCAAGAUUCCUUCAUUUUGACAAGUCUGUUAAAUCAGUUGAUACUGGUGCCAGGAAGAGUGGGUUCUCUCAUUGGCUAAAGAAUGGGAACCCAUUUUUGCUUAAAAUGACGCAAACUUCCAACCAAUCUAACGGAGGAGUCUGUAGUGGACUUGAUGGACAUUUUACCGAAAAUCUUUAUGAUGAUAAGAUUUCUCCACGAAAAAGUGAUGCAAGUCACUUAAAUGGUGCUAAUUCUGUUUUAGAAGAAGAAAAUGAAGAUCUUCUCGCUGACUUUAUUGACGAGGAUAGUCAGCUUCCAAGCCGGAUUUCGAAACCGACACGUUUGCGAAGUCAUUCUUCAGGUUUGACUGAUGAAGAUUGUGCAGCUCAAACAGGAUCAUCGAUUUGCCUUCUAAGGUCAAUGGAUAAGUAUGCAAGGCUUAUGCAGAAGUUAGAAAUAGUUAAUGUCGAGUUCUUCAAGGGUAUAUGCCAAUUGUUUGAGAUAUUCUUUCAUUUUGUAUUUGAAACGUUUGGUCAGCAGAACAAUAACUCUGGUGGAAAAGGUUCAGUUGACAUUAUCAAUAAUCGACUGAAGACAGCAUUAUCAAGGAUAACGCAGGAUUGUGACCAAUGGAUAAAACCCUCGUCUUCUUCACAAGCAUCUCUCACUGCAUCGUUUACACAUGCAGACAUCACUCCAAGUCACGCAUCAAUGUCUUUUGGUCUCAAGGAAAGAUGUGCAGCCGCUGACACUAUAUCUCUUGUCGCUCGAAUGUUGCAUAGAUCUAAAUCUCGUCUCCAGUCGAUGCUUCUUCAAAGUAAUGCUGCUGUUGUUGAAGAUUUCUAUGUACAUUUGGUGGAUGCUGUACCAGAUCUUACAGAGCAUAUUCAUAGGACAACGGCUAGACAAUUGCUUCACAUUAAUGGAUAUGUCGAUCGGAUUUCUAAUGCAAAAUGGGAAGUAAAAGAGCUAGGACUUGAGCAUAAUGGGUAUGUCGAUUUGUUGUUGGGGGAAUUUAAACACUAUAAGACGAGGCUCGCUCACGGGGGAAUUCAGAAGGAGGUUCAAGACGUCCUUUCAGAAUAUGGAAUUGAAAUUGUCGCUGAAACACUUGUUGAAGGUCUAUCACGGGUGAAGAGGUGUACUGAUGAAGGACGGGCUCUCAUGUCACUCGAUCUUCAGGUCUUAAUUAAUGGUCUGCAACAUAUUAUCACCGUAAAUGUGAAGCCCAAGUUACAAAUGGUUGAAACCUUCAUUAAGGCUUACUACCUUCCAGAAACUGAAUUUGUGCACUGGUCCCACGCCCACCCGGAAUACACAAGAAACCAAAUAGUGGGGCUGAUCAACCUCGUUGCCUCGAUGAAAGGUUGGAAAAGAAAAACCAGGUUCGAAAUAUUAGAAAAGAUCGAAUGAGUCUGCAUAUAGCUUCUGAUAACUACAUGGUUCCAAUCAUAAUUAAUCUCAUGUGCUGCUCCUGUCUUUAUUCUUUCCUCCUUUUUCACACUUUCGAUUUGUUUACUCUCAUCUUAAUCCCCCUUUGAGGUUUUGUAUAUUUGGUGAUAAUUUGAUUUAUAUCAUACUCCCUAUUAUAUGUAGCAUAGAUUAGCUCAAAUCAAUGUUGUAUAUCUUCUCAUGUCAGUUUGUAAAAUAUGGUUAUCCCUCCAGGGAUCAUCAAAUGUAAUUUUGGAUAAAGCUUUUAUUCAAAUAAUGGUAUAUAUAUACAUAUAUAUCCCAGGAGAAGUAAAAUUAUGAGUUUAUAUCGAUUCAGAAAAAAGUUU